AGAAGCGCCCUUGUUUGUGAAGGAGGGAAGCAAAAAAUCAGGUGCACACAUCAAAAGAUUCAGAUCAUUUCUGCAGUCUAUGGAAGAACAGACCGCUCCGUGUGUCAGUGGGGAUUGGAUUGGACGGUUGCUUGGUUAUGGAAUGUCAACUGCCGCGCAGCUAAUACAUUAGCUAUUGUUAAAAAUGAAUGUGAAACCCUGUCCGAAUGCGAGUUGCAUGCCAGCAACGCAGAAUACGGAGACCCGUGCUUCGGAACGAAGAAAUAUCUCACGGUAAAUAAUCGUUUAUUUUUACGUACGGUUUUCGAAAAAAUAAUUUGUUGCUCUUAAACCCAAAGGUCUGUGAUUUAUCUCUGUAAAUAGGACUAAGAAGUGUUUUUCUGUUCCGCACUCGUAACAAACUUUCAACACAUUUGUUCUCCUAUAUAUAUAUAUAUAUUGUAUAUGCAUUUAUGUUUUUAUCUGUCUAUCACUCAGCAUUAAUGUUAUUACGACUCUAUUGGCUACUUUACGUCACGUGGAACAAAAUCACUAGAUAUUUAUGACGUAAGAGCCCUCAUUUACGUUACUCUUCUUCGAAUAGAAACAAACCUAGUUGAAAAAGCCAGCUUGAGUGUCACUCUUUCAUCUUUGUUACUUUACAGGGAAGAAAAACCAACUCGUUUUGUAGAGUCCAGUUAAAGAGCCAUUUCAAAUAAAGCUAAUCUCAAAUACUACUCUGGAAAAAACAAAAAAAACAUUUGCACAUUCAAUUUCACAUUUGCCCUCAAGCUUCGCUUCUCUGCCAAAUAUUCAUUUUCGGGACAAUCUUUUAACCGCGGACAUUAUCAGCCGACAUAGCAGUCGCCUGAAGAGACCGGUUUAUUUACUAAAUAUUUUUUCACGGGUGCAUGUGCCUUAUACAUUAGAAGCGUCUUUGUGGACUGAACUUGGUGAACACGAAUUUAUUCAUUGUAAAAGUGUCGCCUAAGAAAUUGCAAACUCCUCCGGCUCAGUACGUGUAAACGUUACUACAUAGCUAAAAUGUUUGUGACCAGACCAAAAAUUCAUAGGAACCUGAACAAAACAUUUCGAUUUAUCACUGCGGAGUGAGAAACUCAGAAACUCAAAAAGAGACCUAAAACUAGAUGAUGAGGUUUUAUUGAUAGCAUCAGUAAACGCAUUAUAUACAUUUUGUUCCUAUAGGUCAAAUACAGGUGUAUCGGCCGGAUUACACCAGAUGACACCAAGAGAGCUCGCGUAUGUGAAAAUCACAAGAUGUCAAUCGAAUGUCCUGAGAGACGUAAUAUCGACAUCGUAUGGGCAAACUUUGGCCGUCUCAAGGGUGCUCACAUCUGUGGCGAUGGUUUCUUUGGAGUAUUUUCCUGGAACCAAGCCUGCCAGCAUCAAGUGGCCUCCAAGGCUAUUGCCAGGCAAUAUUGUCAAGACAAGGAACAUUGCCUUCUUGAUGCCACCGUUGCCAAAUUUGGGGACGCUUGCUGGGGUACCAAGAAAUAUCUAGAGGUUGGUAAAGAAAUAUUUGAUUUUGAAUUUCAAAAAGUGGAAGAGCAAACCGAUAUGCUUUCACCUACAUUAUAUCAAAAGAAAAUAAGUAAACGAUAAUGGUUAAUUAAGCGACCUCUUUCAAUCAAUCGCCUAACCUUUAAGAUUUUGGAAAGAUGCUUUGUGGUUAGGGAUUCCCCUUUCGCACUAUAUUUGAAAACAAAUGCCCAGGUGAAUGUGGAGUUCUAGAUUUAAUAACUUCUAUGUUUUUUCUGGUUCUAGGUCCGCUACAGAUGCUGCCCGAAGAAGGGUGGAUGUGACUGA
Molecule: messenger RNA, 1806 nt
Organism: Pocillopora meandrina
Lineage: Eukaryota; Metazoa; Cnidaria; Anthozoa; Scleractinia; Pocilloporidae
Source: the annotation of a GenBank genome assembly